UCAGGUGUGAAACCAUACAAAUGUGAGAAUUGUGGAAAGUCGUUUACUCAACGUUGUUCGUUAGAAUCCCACGGCAAGAAAGUUCAUGGUUCCGACUUCCGGUUUGAAUAUAAACAACGACGGAACAAGAUGUAUGUAUGUGAAGACUGUGGUCAUACGACACCUGAUCCUGAAAUCCAUUUCAUCCACCUGAAAGAGAAUCACCCA
Molecule: messenger RNA, 207 nt
Organism: Lottia gigantea (owl limpet)
Lineage: Eukaryota; Metazoa; Mollusca; Gastropoda; Lottiidae
Exons: 1
Biological process (GO): regulation of transcription by RNA polymerase II; epidermal cell differentiation
Cellular component (GO): nucleus
Molecular function (GO): RNA polymerase II cis-regulatory region sequence-specific DNA binding; DNA-binding transcription factor activity, RNA polymerase II-specific
Source: RefSeq, a predicted model, not a curated record